CUUGUUACAGUAACAUGUUGAAAAAGUUCGAAAUCGACACAAAACUAUCGGAAUCUGUUGGGAGCGAAGAUGACAUCGAAAAUAUUGCUUUAUCCACGAAUGACUCACAUAGCCGUUCAAGCAGCGAUCAAAAGUGUAUGUUUAACGAUAUCGAAAGCUCAAUGAUAAAUGCUGUGAUUGAAGAAACUAUCUUCAAGUUGAUUAUUGUGAAUAUGGAGGACGCCCAAGCGAGCACACCGAUUGCCAAGAAACCGCCGAUGUACGUGCGCUUCGAUCCGUCCUACAAGAACAAGAUACUUAGCGAAACGCAGACCGUAAACAUCGCCAUGGGAAUGAUGAUUUUGGUUAAGUUGAAAAAUGAUAUCUCAAACCUAAGGAAACUGCUUUCGGAUACUCAUACAGAAAUGGCUGAGUAUGGAACGUUUGAAACUCUUCAAACUUUUAUGGACAACGAUAUCCAGAGCGAGAAGGAAGAGCACCAAUUGAUUCGAGAUAGUAUUCUGAACGAGAAGAAGUUAAAAGUACUACAAGCCCAACUGAAUGGCGAGACAAGAGAGCGAAAGUCGAUGCUGAAGAAGUUAGACGACGAAAUAUUCGAUUUGGAAACGAAAGCACAGAGUACGCGACUUGAGAAUGAUGUAAAGUGUAGACUUGUGCAGAAAUGGGAGAGCACUCGACAUGAACAAGCAAGAAUUGUGAUUAUGAGUAAGGAAAAAGAUCUUAUAGACAGUUCCAAAGAAACGGUCGAUAAUAUAGAUCGAGAGUUAAGGUUAAAAAGUGAAAUCGAUGUGUACAUCAAUUAUUGCAUCGAUCUCGUCAACCAGAAGAUCUCGUUCUGGAUGAAUAAAUAUCAGAGGGAGAUAAAAGCAUUUGACGCUGACAUCACUCAUCACAAGGAGCUUAUAGGCGAGCUGAAGGUCAAGUACGAGGAGAUGGUGAUCCUGUACAAACAUCGGGAAAAAGAGAUCAAAAUUUGCGCAGAAUCAAAGAAAGAAAGAGAAAAGCAAAUGGCUUUCGCAGAUAAGCAAAUGCGAUCUGCGGUGAAAAUUCAAGCCUGGUGGCGUGGCACCAUGGUACGCAAAGGACUGGGUCCGUUUAAGAAAAAGAAGAAAUCAAAACCAGCAAAGUCAUCCAAAAAGGAGGGCAAGAAAGGGAAGUAGUGCAGUUAAAAUCAUCGAUCAUAGGUUCGAUAAUGGGUGUGCUCAAGAGACAAGAGUUUUGUAGAAUUGCAACACACAAAUAAAGAUAUACGCAGAACUA
This is a messenger RNA of Topomyia yanbarensis, 1260 nucleotides long. Its product is annotated as dynein regulatory complex protein 9-like. NCBI's taxonomy places the organism in Eukaryota, Metazoa, Arthropoda, Insecta, Diptera, Culicidae. Gene Ontology annotation, molecular function: protein binding. The transcript is spliced from 5 exons. Gene Ontology annotation, biological process: cilium organization. Gene Ontology annotation, cellular component: motile cilium; cytoplasm. The record is from RefSeq and is a predicted model, not a curated record. Bases 15 to 1160 code for a protein of 381 amino acids.